Molecule: messenger RNA, 4578 nt
Organism: Coturnix japonica (Japanese quail)
Lineage: Eukaryota; Metazoa; Chordata; Aves; Galliformes; Phasianidae
Gene: CACNG4
Product: calcium voltage-gated channel auxiliary subunit gamma 4
Biological process (GO): transmission of nerve impulse; neurotransmitter receptor transport, postsynaptic endosome to lysosome; regulation of AMPA receptor activity
Cellular component (GO): AMPA glutamate receptor complex; voltage-gated calcium channel complex; postsynaptic density membrane
Molecular function (GO): channel regulator activity; voltage-gated calcium channel activity
Source: RefSeq, a predicted model, not a curated record
CAUCGCCUCCGCCCCCCGCCCCCCGCCCCGUGACUCGGCUCUGCCUCCCGCGGGCGGCGGCGGCGGCGGCUGCCGGGCGGUGUCGUGCGGCCCCGUGCGGGGACUAUGAAGCACCAUGGUGUGGUGUGACCGUGGCGUCCAGAUGCUGCUGACCACGGUGGGAGCUUUCGCCGCUUUCAGCCUCAUGGCCAUCGCCAUCGGUACCGACUACUGGCUGUACUCCAGCGCUCACAUCUGCAACGGCACCAACAUCACGGCGGACGAAGCGCAGGGGCCGCCGAAGAAAGCGAGGGGAGACCUCACGCAUUCGGGGCUCUGGAGGAUCUGCUGCCUCGAAGGAAUCUACAAAGGACACUGCUUCCGAAUCAACCACUUCCCUGAAGACAAUGACUACGACCAUGACAGCUCAGAAUACCUUCUCCGCAUUGUCCGUGCCUCCAGUGUGUUCCCCAUUCUAAGCACAAUAUUGCUGCUGCUGGGAGGGCUCUGUGUUGGAGCAGGGAGGAUUUACAACAGCAAAAACAACAUUAUUCUCAGCGCUGGAAUUCUCUUUGUCGCAGCAGGACUAAGUAAUAUCAUAGGGAUCAUUGUCUACAUAUCAAGCAACGCAGGUGACCCAAGUGAUAAGCGAGAUGAGGACAAAAAAAACCAUUACAACUACGGUUGGUCUUUCUAUUUUGGAGCCUUGUCUUUUAUCGUGGCUGAAACCAUAGGUGUUCUGGCUGUGAACAUUUAUAUUGAGAAGAAUAAAGAGCUGAGGUUUAAGACCAAGAGGGAAUUCCUUAAGACUUCCUCCAGUUCUCCUUAUGCCAGGAUGCCAAGCUACAGGUACAGGAGGCGGAGAUCCAGGUCCAGUUCUCGAUCUACAGAGCCUUCUCCAUCUAGAGACAUUUCCCCGGUUGGCAUGAAGAUAGCAAGCACCAUUCCCAUGAACGAGAUUUCCAUGUACACUCUUUCCAGAGAGCCCUUGAAGGUCACAACAGCCGCCAGCUACAACGCAGACCAAGAAGCCAGUUUUCUGCAGGUCCACAACUUCCUUCAGAAGGAAUUUAAGGAAGGACUCCACGUCAACAUGGUCAACAGGAGAACAACGCCUGUCUGAAGUUCCUUCCCCUCCCUGUGCUUUUUGACAAGAAUAUCAGAACAGACCUGUCAUGAAAGAGAAGGAGCGACGUUAAAAUACCCUCUCACCUCUUUAACUGUGGCAUGUAUUGAGGCAGCAAGUGGGGAUCCUCUGGACCAACAAAAGAUGUUACACGCUUGUAGCUUUUUCGAAGCUAUUUGGAGUUUGUUUCUUUCAGUUCUUGGUGUCACAAGAUGAAGGUAGUUCAUGUUCCUGCACUUCUGUAAUGUGUACAAACCCUUGGAGAAGCUGUGAAGGACUUGCCACCAGUGUGACUCAAGGGUCGCAGAAUUGUUGUACAACUGUUUUCUAAAUCAAGAUCCCUUACUACAAACUUGCAACUAUAAUUUACAACCAAGCCCAAGGAUACGAACUAGUCCUCCAGCGAUCAGCUCCCCUUUGACACAGCGUGAGCUUUGCCUCUUCCAAAAAAUAAAAAGAAAAAAAAAAAAGAAAAAAAAAAAAGAAAAAUAUAGAAGAUAUUUUUGAAGGCAACAAUGUCUAAAACUGACCUGUGCUACUGAACCUGUAGAUCAUCCAUGUGCUGAGCAUUACAGACUCCCUGACGGGGCACUGAGGGGUCUCCUACCUGGGGGGUGGAAGGCAACCCUCUGGGCAGCGCGGGUGGGGAGAACAGGGUGGGUGCAUUGCCCAGCAAGGGCGGGAUUAAGGUAGGUGGGACUUGAGCGUCUUUGCAAAUAUCAUUUCUUGCCUAACAAUUAGAAAACUUGAAUUCUCAUUCUGACUAGCCCUAGUGCCUGAUCCGGCGAGGUGCUGAGUGCUGUCUGCCAGGAGCAGGCCCUUACGGACUGCGUACAGCCAGGGUGAGGAGCAGGGCUGAGCCUGCGACCACAGCCCCUAUUUCCUUACUGCUUCACAAGUGCAACACUAACGCUACUGGAAACUAAGAUAUCUGAGCAACACGCGUACGAAGAUGAGAAGCUGUUAUGUUCGGACUAGCAACACAUCCUGCAGCAAUGGGAGCUGAGCGUUAACAGAAUAGAUGGCGACUUUGUGGGUUUUUUUUGAAGUGGAACAAAAACAAUUGCCGUUUAUGAGAUAUUUAUUAAACUUUUUAUUAUGAAUAAGUGCCGCGUGGUGCAAGGUAUAGUUGCUUUUAGAUGGAAAUGAUGGGUCAGCCUAAUUUAAUUUAUUUCGUAAUGAUGAUUCUACUUAUGUGCAGAGAGCCCACAGGAAACUCUAUGCAUCUCCUAAGGGGGAGAUUGGUCUGCACCCUUUGCUUCUAUAUGUUUCUAAAAGGGUCUGAAUUAUUUUUCUUUUAAAUUUCUGCUUUUGUUUUUACACCUAGGCUUGGAUUCUCAAAUCUUGAGGGCCUAACUUGAAGGUAAUUUAAUUUAACAGUACUCACAUCUCUUUUAGCGAUCAUUCAGCCAAGCCAUACGAGAAUGAGGUGCCCGAUUCCCCUUGAACGAGUUAGUUGCAAUGAGAGAGGAGCAUCCAGUUCCUGUAGGCUGCUUUGAACACAUCCAUCUUUUUCACCCUGAAAAUCUUUGCUACCUGAAGACUAGAGAAAUGGUGACAAGGAAAGAACAUGACUUGAGAAACUUGACAGUGAGAGAUCUCAGCCAAGCUGUUAAAACCUCAUUAGUCUUAACUCACCCUAUGGUGGCCGCAGUGUCACAACGCGAUGGUGGUUUGGAUGCGAGGCUUUCAGCCAGUGGAACCAAGUCCUCCAGCGAAGCCCUGGGGGAGCUGCCUUAACAACCCACUAAGUCAAACCUCUCCCUCCCACCUAAACCCUGCUUGGCCCUCUCUCCUUGCAAGAACCGAGACAAUGCUCAGUCUUAAGUGCAAGUCUUCCCCUAGUCGCUGUCCUGCUCUGUUCUGCCCUCAUCAUGGCAGAUGAUGGAAAGCAUUAUUUUGGCAAACCAUCCAGCGGAGGUGGGCUGGAGCCUUCAUCCCUGCUUGUUAUGAAUUUCCAUUCAGGUUAAAACUCUGCUGGGAUCCUUUUUCAGACCUCUGAACUCUGAGAGCUGAUACGAACGGAGUGAUGGGAACUAUUGAAAAGAAGUAGAAAACAUCGUGCUUCUUUCUGUAUCAACACACUAUGGAGAAAGGUAUUACACGAGCUUUUUAAACAUAUUCAAACAGAGGCAGACAAGAAAACUUUUUUACCUACUUUUCGGCUAGGACAACGAAAAAGAGUUCUAAAAUUAUUAAAGUUCUUGACGAAAGGUUUUUUUUACAAGAAUCUUUAUGCUUUCAAACAAUAAAUUAUUUCCUACUUUUUGAGACUUCGUAAUAUUAAAAUACUUUGAUUAGCUAUGAUAGAAGUAGAAGUUUGCAAUGAAAAAAAAACCUUCUGUCUCAUUAGUGUGUCAUACUAAGUGCUAAUUAAUUUACAUCUAAUUAUAGUCAAUGUAUUUUUCAAGUGCAAUUUCCCAGAACUAUUUGUUUCCCACUGUGUUAAUAAACUAAUAGUUAGAAAUAAGUCCCAUCCGUGUUUACUGUAAUUAAGAAUAAAACUGUUCCCUUUCAAACCAGGAGUUAGAUAUAGGCUGUUUGUUCUAAACUCAUGUCCAUUGAACAGAAAGUGGACAGUGUGAGGUUCCCUUUGCGCCUUGGUUUUGUUCUUUCUACCUUCAUUCGGAGUAAAUAUGCUUAAAUGCGCUCACAGUGGGGAUGUGUCCCUGGGAUGGUGCUGGGACAUGGAUUUGAGGCACUGGGAGGUGAUGGGGAUUGGGAUGCACGUCCUGUGGGAGGAUGGGGCAGUGAUUUCACAUCCCAAAAGCCAAGGUCUGUGUCAGACUGCAGCGUGCUGCUUUGUUCAGCCAAAGCAAAAAACAACCUGUGACAUUUGCCAAUUCCAAUUAAAAAAAAAAAUAAAAUCCCCCCAAAAUCCCUUUUCCUGUAGGAAACUUUGAUUCCAACAAAACUGAUUUGUGAUCCUUGAGCAUGAAUGGUAUCGAUGUAUCAGAAGGCACUGGAUUGCUGUUGGACUUUGAAACCACUCAAUGAUAGUUUAAAAUAAACCUGUUUCUCUGCAUCUCUCUGUUCAUCCCUGGACAGCAUCUAAAACAGAUCAGCCCCAGUUUCUCAGUAAGGCCCGCAGGUAUCAUCAUCCCAUCAUUAACAACAGCCGGUCCUUUGGAAAUAGCCUAUAGCACACCACAACAGCAGAAAUGCUAUUGGAGCAGAUUCCAUUUUCUGAGAAACAAAUUUCGAGUAUCUCAUCAGCUCUCUCUUUUUGGUUUCUCAUACAGAAUAGGAGAAAUCACUUCAUGUGCCCGUACCAAUAACAGUAAACUCUUUUUAUAUUUCCUUUCUGUAUGGAUCACAACUCCACAAGGGCUAAUAUAUCACAUCCCUUGAGGUUGCAUUUCUGUCUGCAGUUCUAACGUGUUAUUGCCACUGUGCUUCAGUUCUGCUGGUGUAAUCACAACCGUGUAUAAUGUACUUAAUCCUUCCUUUUUAAAUAAACCAUUUUAAAUGUA